Messenger RNA from Staurois parvus, 411 nucleotides. The record is from the annotation of a GenBank genome assembly. Lineage: Eukaryota; Metazoa; Chordata; Amphibia; Anura; Ranidae.
AUGGCAGAUAAUAGAAUUGUUUUAUAUAACUUCAGCCUCAAGCCUGGUCACUCCAUAGGGGUGAAGGGCUUCAUUCCAGAGGGCUGUAAAGGGUUUGCCAUAAACUUGGGAAAAGAUAACAAGAAUUUUGUGCUAUACUUUAACCCUCGUUUAGACCACGUCGAUGGAGACAAGAACAGGUUAGUCUUGAAUUCUUUGGAGGAUGGUGUCUGGGGAGCGGAGCAGAGGGAAAGCUUCUUUCCCUUCCAUGAGGGGUCAGACACCAUGGCUUGCUUCAAGUUUGAGCAAGACAAGAUCACCAUCCAAUUGCCUUGCAGAGAUCCUUUCUCAUUUCAAGUCCGCUUUCCCAUAGAAGAGAUUUCAUACUUGUCCUUGAUAAGCCUCCAGCUCAAGUCCAUCACACUAAAAUGA